AUGCCGUCGCAAGUGUCUGAGCUGCUGGACAGAGACAUCACGCCGGAGGAUUACGAGAUGCUGCUGCAGCUGGACGAAGCCUUGGAGCGACCUGCCGGGAACGAGAGCGAGAAACUGCGGCCAGUGGCAACAGAGGAGCUUCUUGGUGAGACUUGCGCCAUUUGUCUGCACGCUUUCGAGAGGACGGAUGCCUUGUCUGCCCUGCCUUGCUCGCACGCCUUCCACGAGGCCUGCAUCUCCAAGUGGAUGAUGAAGAGAUGUGCUUCCUGCCCGCUCUGUGGUAAAUGA
Messenger RNA from Symbiodinium necroappetens, 288 nucleotides. The record is from the annotation of a GenBank genome assembly. Lineage: Eukaryota; Dinophyceae; Suessiales; Symbiodiniaceae.